AUGUCGUCGCCAUGCAAUGCGGCAGAUGCUGAGCCUGUGGCCAAUGGCAACACUGCCAUCUCAACCAAAUCCGAGGAGAAGGACGACAAGGUGCCGAGUGAGACGGAGACCUUCUCGCGGUUCCGCGAGGUUGCAGCCGAGAUCUCUACCAAGGCAUGGAAGCUUUCUGCUGAAGCACAGGCCAAGGCGCAUGAGAUUUCCGACGAGAUCUCCACCAAGGCAACUCCACUGCUUGCCAAGGCCCAGGCGAAGGCUCAUGAGAUUUCGGACGAAAUCUCCACCAAGGCAACCAACUUCACUGCGGCGGCGCAGGCGAAGGCCCACGAGAUCUCUGACUCGCUCUUUGCCCACAUGCUCAACGCCGAGGCUGCGGCAUCUGCAGCCAUGGCCCGGCGCCGGGCGUUAGUGGGCAUGGUGGACGUCCUGGUAGAGCGGCACAGCGAAGGGCGCUUGAAGCGGCGCUGGGUCCUGGCCGCGGCCAUGGUCACAUUCUGGUACUGCCGGUAUGCGCUGCCAGCGCUGGCAAGCUGGGGGUCUGGCCAUUGGGAGAGGAGUGUGGACGCCAGCGAGUUUGAGGAGACCGUGGGUGGCCACAACUCACACGUCAGUUUUGGUGUGCUGGUCGUGGUCUCUUUGGGCUACCUCUCGAUGUUACAUUGUUCCUCGCGGCUGAUGGAGGCCCGCCUGCCUAUCAAGAGCAUUAUCUUCGAGAUAUUGGUUGUGUACAACAUGACGCAGACGUUGCUGAAUACGUACGUUUGCGUGCGAGUGCUACGAGAAGCUUGGAUGCAAGGGUUCAGCUAUCCGUGGGGCAAUCAGUUUGUCUACACGAAGGAGGGCCAUCGUCUUGGGUAUUUCAUUUGGUUCCACUACCACUGCUGCCAGCUGGAGCUGCUGGACACGGUGUUCGUGGUCAUCCGCAAGAAGUUUCAAAAGAUCACAUUCCUUCACGUUUGGCUGCGGCUGUUAAAUAUGUGGGGAUGGUUCUUUGCCUGCCGCUACGCUUGCGGUGGCGACACUUAUUUUCCAGCAGCUGUGAAUGCUGCCACCAGGGCUGUGGUCUACGCCUUCUACAGCCUGUCAUUGCUGUUCGAGCGAGGAGUGCCCUUUGUGCGCAAAGCGCGCGUGACCGAGCUCCAGAUGUUCCAGUUUGCAAUUUGCGCUUGCCAUGCGCUGUUUUGCAUGUACAGGUUUUGGGAUAUGCAGAUUUCGAGGGCAGUGCUGCUGCUAUACUUCCUGGUGAUGGCCAGCGGCCUCAUGCUGUACACGGACUUCCACUACCAAGCAGAAGGCAAGUCGGAGAGAAAGGUUGAGGCCCAGAGGAAGAUCAGCAUUGCCUUCGAUUCCAGCGGUUGGCUGUAUUGCUAUCACUUUGGCGUAGCAGAGUGGUUGCGCGAGCACUUGGUGCCAGACGAUUUGCAACCGGAGGACGCCGAGUCGGAGAAGUUCCCGAACCACCUGGCCUUCAGUGGAUCUUCCGGGGGUGCCUUGGUCGCCACGGUCCUCUCCUCUGGUCUCCGCCCAAAGGAUGUCUUUGAGGUGGUGCUAACGAAGCAGUCCGAGUGCGCCUACAAUCCCUUCCGGAUGCUUCCUGCAGCAGAGGACGUGCUGCGCAAGAUGCUGCCGCCGAACGCAUACCGCAGCUUAUCCGGCCGCAUACGAGUGCUGCUGACCCGAGUCUCCUUCAAGUUUCCAUUUCUCAGCGCGGAAGUGGUGAACAGCUUCAAAAACCAAGAAGACGUCUUCCAUGCGCUGCGCUCUUCGUGCCAUGUUCCGAUCAUAGGGGGCUUUGGACCCUACUGCUACGAUGGACAUGCCUAUUUUGAUGGCAUGUUCUGGCCGCAGAUGCUCGUUCCCUGGAAAGGCAAUGAAGCAGACUACGUCGUUCGUGUUUCCGCGCUGCUGGCAAACCCUUCCUCUGACAUCAGAGCGCCAUUCUUGCCUGCCUGGUGGGCGAUCUUCCCGCCGAAGGAGCCGAUUCUGCGCGGUUUGUACUGGCGAGGCUACCGUGAUGCUGCACGUUGGUUCAGCAGUAGCCCGGAGACUUCCGCGUGUUGGUCAUGCAAGUCUGCAGCUAGUGCCGAAGGCUUGCGGCGCAGACCAUCUGGCAAAGGCCGUCUCUCGCUGAAGCCAGAGGGUGCCGAGGACGAUAGCGAGGACCGUGACCGCUGGUUUGAAAUCCAGAAGCUGCUGCUCAAGAAGCCAGAUGGCCGAGUACCCGAUGCGGACCCUGCAACUGGCAAGGCCCCCGAAGAGUACAUCAAUCUCAUGGAAGCUGCAAUGAACAGAGAGCGGAUGUUUAUCGGAGGGUCCACGGUGAUGUGCGCCGUUGCGGUCACGUGGAUCCUGGUCAGCUGGCUCUGA
Messenger RNA from Symbiodinium natans, 2364 nucleotides. NCBI's taxonomy places the organism in Eukaryota, Dinophyceae, Suessiales, Symbiodiniaceae. The record is from the annotation of a GenBank genome assembly.